CCAAGCUGCCGGCCAGUGCUGAGCGUAUGGCCGGGAGCAGGAGCAAGGCCACCCUCCGUGUGUGGCUCCUGUGCCCCGGGCUGCUCGGCUGUUUCUUGCUGGGCUUUCUUACAGGAUGGUUUACAAAACUGACCGAGCGAAACCCCAACUCUUCAGUUGUCCAUCAAAAUGUGAGACAGAAACUUGUGGCUGAAAUGAAAGCAGAGAACAUCAGGAAAUUUCUUCGUUCGUUUACCAAGUUGCCUCACCUCGCAGGAACUGAACAGAAUCUUCUUCUUGCCAAAAAAAUUCAAGGCCAGUGGAAGGCAUUUGGAUUGGAUUCAGCAGAACUUGUUAAUUAUGAUGUGCUUCUUUCAUACCCAAAUGAAAAGCAGCCAAACUACAUUUCAGUAAUUGAUGAUCAUGGGAAUGAGGUUUUCAAUACAUCAUUGUUUGAACCACCUCCACAGGGGUAUGAAAAUGUUACUGAUAUACUGCCACCAUAUAAUGCUUUUUCAGCACAAGGAGUGCCAGAGGGAGAUCUGGUGUAUGUGAAUUAUGGCCGAACGGAAGAUUUUUUUAAGCUGGAGCGUGAAAUGGGAAUUAACUGUACAGGAAAGAUUGUCAUUGCCAGAUAUGGGAAGAUCUUCAGAGGAAACAAGGUUAAAAAUGCCAUAUUAGCAGGAGCCCAAGGGAUCAUACUUUACUCAGACCCUGCUGACUACUGCGCACCUGGAGUAGAUCCUUAUCCAAAUGGCUGGAACCUUCCAGGUGGAGGAGCCCAGCGUGGGAAUGUAUUAAACCUGAAUGGGGCAGGGGAUCCUCUGACUCCAGGUUAUCCUGCAAAAGAGUACACUUUCAGGUAUAAAAUUAACGAAGGUGUAGGGAUUCCCAAAAUCCCGGUUCAUCCCAUUGGAUAUCACGAUGCAGAAGUAUUGCUGCGUGCAAUGGGAGGACCUGCAGCUCCAGACAGCAGCUGGAAGGGAAGUCUCAAUGUGCCUUAUAACAUAGGGCCAGGAUUCACAGGCAACUCUUCUACAAGAAAAGUCAGAAUGCAUGUUCACACGAGCAAUAAAAUAACACGAAUUUACAACGUCAUUGGCAUCCUCAAAGGAGCUCUGGAACCAGACAGAUACAUUAUUUUAGGUGGUCACAGAGACUCUUGGGUGUUCGGUGGUAUCGAUCCAACAACCGGUGCUGCUGUUCUGCAAGAAAUUGUACGGAGUUUUGGUAAAAUGAAGAUGGAAGGUUGGAGACCUAGGCGAACUGUUAUUUUUGCUAGCUGGGAUGCAGAAGAAUUUGGAUUAUUGGGUUCCACAGAGUGGGCUGAGGAAAAUGCCAAAGUCCUUCAGGAACGUGCAGUCGCUUACAUCAACGCAGAUUCUUCUAUAGAAGGGAACUACACAUUAAGAGUUGACUGUACCCCUCUUCUCUACAAACUGGUGUAUAAUCUGACAAAAGAGAUUUUAAGCCCUGAUGAGGGUUAUGAAAAUAAAUCUCUUUAUGAAAGCUGGCUUGAGAAAGAUCCUGCAUCUGAAAAUAACACCUAUCCCAGAAUAAAUAAGCUGGGGUCAGGCAGUGAUUUUGAAGCUUACUUCCAGCGACUGGGAAUUGCAUCAGGCAGAGCUCGUUACACCAAGAAUAGGAAAGCAGACAAAUUCAGCAAUUAUCCUGUUUAUCACACUGUGUACGAGACAUUUGAGCUAGUGGAAAGAUUUUAUGACCCCACCUUCAAGAAACAGCUAGCAAUUGCUCAGUUACGAGGCAAACUGGUUUAUGAACUGGCAGAUUCCCAGGUCAUUCCAUUUGACUGUAGAGACUAUGGAGAAGCCUUAAAAGGAUACAGCAACAGAAUUUAUAAAUUGGCCAAGAAGCAUGAAGAACAGCUGAAACUUUACGAAGUAUCAUUUGGGCCUUCCGCAAGAAAAUCAUCCCAGCUGCUACUGCCAUUAAAAGGAAGGUCUGCUGCUCCUCUAAAUCCUCUUUUUUCUGCUGUGAUGAACUUCUCAAAGGCUGCUGCUGAAUUUCACAGGAGACUUGAACAAGUUGACAAGAAAGAUUCAGUCGCAGUGCGCAUCAUGAACGAUCAGCUGAUGCUGAUAGAAAGAGCUUUCACUGAUCCUCUGGGCUUGCCAGGAAGGAAGUUUUACAGACAUGUCAUCUUUGCUCCAAGCAGCCACAACAAAUAUGCAGGAGAAUCCUUCCCAGGAAUCUAUGAUGCCAUGUUUGACAUCGGAAGCAAAGGUGAUCAACAGGAAGCCUGGGAAGAAGUGAAGAGGCAGAUUUCCAUUGCAGCCUUCACUGUGCAGGCAGCAGCAGGAACACUGAAAGAAGUGGCAUAAGAUGAUGGCUUUGAAAACUCACAUAGCAGAGUCUGGCACACAGAGCUGUCAGGCUGCUGCAGUGGCCCCAUAUCCCCAUCUGAGUCUCCAGCCUCCCAAACCACAUGGUAGGUGAGCAGAGCUCUGUGUGUCAGAACUCCUGAGCUAGGAAUUGAUGCAUCUCUGGUACUGACAACUGUAGCUUUGUGAACAGCCCUGGAUGGAAGUAAGUUUGGUUGUGAGGAGAAGUGGGAAGAGGGGGAAGCAGGAACAAUCAGUUUCCUAUUAGAAUUUUCUGAGAGAUCUGCCAGCUUUGAGGACCCAGUGUUUUAGAUGUACAGUUAUGAAAAACAAUUAUUUGCCAAGCUGCCUGUAAAUUUUCUCCACAGCAGUGAUCAACAGCACGCAUUUUGACAGAAAAAAUGUAAUACUUGGCUUGUCCAUUUUUCUUGUUCUGAUAAUGACUUUUAUAAUAGAAGACAUCAAAGGCAUUUCUGCAUUUCAGAAUCUAUUCUGCAGGACUGGUGAAUGCUCUCUACACUGAUUUGCUUUAUUUUCCUUAAAAAAAGAAAAAAAAUAAGUGACUCCUACUGAUUACCAAAGCAGUACUGGCCAUUCUUGAUUAUCAGGGAAAACAGCUGCUUAUAUUCAGAAAUCCAAAAUCAUAUUGUCAUUGGAGUGCACAUUUAUUCCACUAAAAGUCACUAUACAUCUCCCUCCUUUAUUUGCAUUUUGGAAAAUAAAGAUUUUGGGGGGUAACCAAAAGCUGACCUUCCUGCUCUUUUUGGCACUUUCUCUAGUUCCAAAUCCAUGGCAGCUUUUGUUCCUAUUUUUUCCCGGGCAAUCUCUUUCAUAUUUUUUUUCUAUCUAAAGGAGCUGUUAUUGUUAUUAUUAGCUUGGGGCUUGACAUAAUUAUCUCUUCAAAUAAGAAAGUUUUCCACCAGGAGCUGAUUUUACAUUCAAAGAGGAACUGAAAUGCAUGAGAGAAGGGCAGUUAUACAAAACUGUUUAAUUUGUAAAAGAAAAAAUGCUUGCUUCAUUUGCCCUUUAGAUUUAAUUCUCAUCUACAUGCUUUAAAACGAAUAAAAUUGGUAGAAUUCUACUGAAUCACAUUUCAGCUUGUGGGAACUGACAUAUCAAAUUAUUUCUCUUAUGCAAAAUAUACCACCGUUUUUCUAACAACCAUAAAUUGCACCAGGUUGUUGGAAUAAAAAUUAUUUUUUUAAUGAGGCAUAGAACAGAUGUGGUACUCAA
Messenger RNA from Hirundo rustica (Barn swallow), 3554 nucleotides. Its product is annotated as N-acetylated-alpha-linked acidic dipeptidase 2-like. Gene Ontology annotation, molecular function: carboxypeptidase activity. Lineage: Eukaryota; Metazoa; Chordata; Aves; Passeriformes; Hirundinidae. Bases 27 to 2321 code for a protein of 764 amino acids. The record is from RefSeq and is a predicted model, not a curated record. The transcript has 20 exons.